This is a messenger RNA of Meloidogyne enterolobii, 2521 nucleotides long. NCBI's taxonomy places the organism in Eukaryota, Metazoa, Nematoda, Chromadorea, Rhabditida, Meloidogynidae. The record is from the annotation of a GenBank genome assembly.
CGCAUUGCGCGCUCAUCUCUUUUUCUGGAUGCCGUAAACAAUAAAUUUUACCGAUACAAAUUUUUAACUUUUCCGGCAAAAUUUUUUUCAUAUAAAAUUUCUCGUUAUUUUUUGCAUAUUUUGUCACGCGCGCUUUAUCUAUUAUUUAAUAACCACUGUGCAUUAAAACAAAAUAACUGAACAAAAUAAUAAUUAAAAUACUAAUCUCCCUUGCUAUAUUUUUAUAUUGCGUAAAUCGCAAUCCUCACUAUACAUAUAUUCGCUUUUGUAUAGAGACAACAAUACAUUCAUUUUGUUUCUCGUUUUUAUUUUUACCUUUUUAUUUUAUCCUUCCUUCACGUGCCCAAUUUAAAAUAUUUUUUUUAAUUUUUAAAAUUUUUGACAGAAUUAACAACUUCUAUUAACAAAUGUUUAAAUUGUGAUGUUUUGCUUUUCUCAAGCUUUCUAACUCUAACAAAAAACAUUGUGCCAGGAAUUCACCUAAAUUCAACAAAUGAAUUUUGUUUGUUUGCCUACAAUUUUAUUUAAUUGCCUUAACUUUAAUUGUUAUUUGCGGCUUUUAUUUGUGUUGCUAUUCACCACUGAUCGUAUAAUUGCAUAUGUCGUAGAAUUGCCCAAAUCAACAAUGACCACAACAAAAAGAACAAAUAAUGAUAGACUCAGGCCGAUUAUUUUAGAUGAAAAUGUUUGUCCUCAAGGCUGGCUUAGCGGUGGAGAACAAUGCAUUCAAUUACAAUUUGUUGCUAGUGGAAUAUCUCAAUCCUCUAUAGAAUGCAAACGUUUAGGAGCUGAAUUGGUCAACGUUGUCGACGAAGAUGGAGAACCUUCACUACAAUUAUUGGAUGAUUUGUCAUUGAUUUUGGAGGAAGCUUCCAAUACCGGAGUUUCUAUGCAAAGUUGGCUUGUCAGUUCUGGACAUUUCUCGCCAGAAUGGGAUUCUGCUAAUGAAAGGAUUCGUUUUCACAAACUACCAAGAGAAAACAUUCACAAUAUGGAGAUUCUUGGAUUGCGCAGACGUCGAGGCCAACGACUAUUUGAAUUAACUCUACUUUCAAAUACAAGCAUCAAUCCAUUCAUUUGUGCCUUAAACCCGCUCACAAGGCGAGUUCUUCUCUAUCAACAAUUAUUAUUACCUCGUGGGGCACCUCAAUUUGUUGAACAACCACAACCUAAUGGAUACUUUUUUGACACAUCUUCAGGCUCAAAUCAUUCAUUUUUGUCAUUGCCAUGUUCUGCAAUUGGAAAUCCUACACCUUUAAUUCGUUGGUAUAAAAAUGGUGGAGAAGAGAUUGACUUAAACUCGCCUAAUUCAACAUUUAUUGUCUCUGGAGGUGCUUUGCUUGUGCCAGUAUCAAGGAUCCAACCGUCUCCAAUUACUUUCCAUUGUGUUGCUACAAACGAGCUUGGCUCAGUUCGAAGUUUAACCGCUACAAUUCGCCCAGCAUUCAUCGAACCAUUCCAAGAUUAUCGGCUAGAUGCUUAUCCACUUAUUUUGGGAACAACAAUGAGCGGUGGAGCGCGUUUGGAAUGUAAUGCACCAAGACAUUUUCCAAGUGGGUUUAAUUUUAUUUAAAAAAUGUUUGUAGAAAUGAUAGGGGGUUUAAAAAUAUGAUUAAAAUUAGCGAAAGAAUGCCAAGAUUUUUAAAAUUAUUUUUUUGAUAUUUUUGUGGUUUUUAUUCCGCGCGGUAAUUUGCACAUUAACAUUUUUAUGUUUUUUGCACUUUUUAUUUCUUUGCAAAUUUAAAUUUUUUACUUUUAAAAUUGUACUUAACUCGUAUUUUUAGCUUUCCUUUUUUCUUCAAAUUAUUUUUUUCUGAAAAUACUUCUUUUGUUUUUACUUUUCUCGCUUCACUUAUAUUUUCCGUCGUUUUUUCCUUAUAACUAAAUUUUUCCAUAAAAAAUUCUCGAAGAUCCCAAAACAAAUUGGAAAAAAAUUGCCGCAAGACAAGCAAUAUUUCCAAUUUGUGCACUUGAGAGACAUUCUUUAAACCUUUUGGGAAUUGGCAGUAAUGUGUGUAGUGUAAUCCUGUAUAUUUUUUCUUGUCAAAUUUAAUUUUGUCUGGAGAGAAUAAGCACAAAAAUACUUCAAAUACACACCACCCUCAUUUUUAACUUUUCUAAAUUUUCUUAUUUUUUUAUUCAUUUGUACAUCUUAUUUUUUAUUCUGGAUGAUAUUUUCAAUCAAAAUAUUUAGAAAAAAUUUAAUAUGGUUCAGAGAUUUUAUCAUUCCGGCAUUUAUUUUUUUUACUAAUUUAUUUUUUUCUCAUUACCUAUCUUUUUUCUUUUUUUUUUCACACCCUCUUCAAUGGCAUUUUUUAAAAUGCCAAUUGCUAUUGAAAUAAAGCUAUCCAUUUCAUAGAUACCCUGAAGCAUUCAUGCGCCUCCUUCCUUUUUUUCUCAUUUUGGCAGCUUUAUUUAUUUUUUCCCAUUUUUUCAUUUAACAAAAAAUGCAUUAGCUCCGUGAAAAUCUCGGCAAAUGCUUUUUUCUAUUUAUCUUCAACUAUUAUCUAUUUAUUUUUUU